AUGCUCCUGGUUCUCUUGUGGCAUAUACUGGUUCUAAUCCAACUACCGGCUCUUUGCAGCAGCAAAUACGCAGGCCUUCGCGGUCCACAGAAAUUCCAGGCGCUUCUGCCUGCGUUGAGCCAGCACACACUCUGGACACACAAUCAACAAGACUGCGCUCAGUCGUUGUCUGCAUACGUCCAGGAAUGGGAGGAGUACGACUCAUCAAACCGAUUAGAUGCGCUCUGUCUAAAACACCAAGAAUGCAUCCUCCAAAAUACGAGCGAGAGCCAAAAGUCCUUCAUGGCCAGUUCGGCGCUCGUCCUCGGCCUAAGCCCCAUCAUCCUGUCCACGCUCGGCCCGACAGUCAGCGAGAUUGGCCUUAUUUCUCUGAACCGGCCAUUUCUGUCACUCCUUCUCACCCUCGGCACCGUUGGCGUUUAUCCCUCGCGCAUUCUUUCGUACGAAGACGACUCGCCCCUUGACAUCGCCAGGAAGCCGUCCCUAUUUCCGAAGUGGGCCCUUCGGCGCCUGUGUAUCCGCCGCUGGGCCGCCUUGCUCGUGGUUCGCGCGCAGUACGUCAUCGUCAGCAUCGCCGUCUUCAACGUCUGCUACACCUCGUGGCAGCUGGGUGUCGCCACCGUGCUCAACUUCAUCUGCCAGAGCUCGUACAUGCCCAUCGUUUGGACAGUGCUGCCCUUCUUCGUGCACCUGCCCGCCGCCCUGGCAUUGAGAGCCAACACUCCGUCCAAGUCUCUGCGAUCCGCAUUCGCUUUGGAGUUCAAGCUGAGUGCUUUCCACAAACCUGUGGACGCCAGUACCUUGGUUCCGGAUCCCAAAUUGUUGCUAUGGCGAGGAUUUUGCAACCGUAUUUUCUUUGAUACAUAUGACCGUGGGUAUCGUUAUAUUUUCUUCGCUGCUGUUCACCAAGACGGUUGA
This is a messenger RNA of Diaporthe citri, 918 nucleotides long. RefSeq lists its product as uncharacterized. Lineage: Eukaryota; Fungi; Ascomycota; Sordariomycetes; Diaporthales; Diaporthaceae. The record is from RefSeq and is a predicted model, not a curated record. The transcript has a single exon. The coding region runs from base 1 to 918 and encodes 305 amino acids.